AUGAAUUUCUUACAUAGUCCCAAUCCUACAGUCACGACACAUGCUCGAGACACAGGUCCUUCGGCUAGACGUAAAGAUGAUAGCCGAAAACUUGGGCGAGACGCGGUGAAAGCUAGGAAAGAUGAAGAAAAGCAACAGCGACUGACAUGUUACUUCAUCGAUGUUCUAGAUUGUAACCUCGACGACAUAGAUUUGGAUAGUGACUUCGACCCUGAAAGUCAUGAUCGCCGAAUGCAACAGGUGUUCGAUAACGAUUUUUAUGGCAAAACUGACCCGGACGGAAAACCAGUCUGGGACGAUGAUAUUGAAAUCGAUGAAAUCCUUCCAGACACAGCUCCCGUGCAAGAAGAAAUCAACUUUGAACCCGGUGGUGACGCCUAUGAUCCCUUGGCACCUGGGGGGAAAAAGCUAUCCAAGAAGAUGAAACGGUUGGCAAAAGCUGAGAAGAAACGUGGUGUUGUCCAAAAUAUGGAGCCAGAGAAAGAAGAAGGCCCCGACCACACCGAGGAAGUUGAUGACCUGGAAGGACUUUCUCCCGAGGAGCGCAAGAGAAAGUUGCUGGAAGCCAUGGAUGAGUAUCAUAAGUUAGAUUGCGAGGACAUGGGAGACUCUCCUCGACUCGAUCAAGUCCAUAAAUUUGACUGUUGUCCGACGAAGACAGGCGGAUUAUGUUUAUCCCUAGACAUCUCGGACAAAAAAAACAAGGACGCAAAGUCACUGCUGACCGAGAGAUACAAGUAG
Messenger RNA from Puccinia graminis f. sp. tritici CRL 75-36-700-3, 741 nucleotides. RefSeq lists its product as uncharacterized. Gene Ontology annotation, biological process: endonucleolytic cleavage in ITS1 to separate SSU-rRNA from 5.8S rRNA and LSU-rRNA from tricistronic rRNA transcript (SSU-rRNA, 5.8S rRNA, LSU-rRNA). The transcript has 5 exons. Gene Ontology annotation, cellular component: nucleolus; 90S preribosome. Bases 1 to 741 code for a protein of 246 amino acids. NCBI's taxonomy places the organism in Eukaryota, Fungi, Basidiomycota, Pucciniomycetes, Pucciniales, Pucciniaceae. The record is from RefSeq and is a predicted model, not a curated record.